This is a messenger RNA of Tuber aestivum (summer truffle), 2037 nucleotides long. NCBI's taxonomy places the organism in Eukaryota, Fungi, Ascomycota, Pezizomycetes, Pezizales, Tuberaceae. The record is from the annotation of a GenBank genome assembly.
GCCCGGAGACGAGACAUGUCUUGGAAAGACUGAGACAGACAUCCCCGAAGCUCGAGGCCGACUUCUCCCCACUCUACCGCAUCGAAGGGGGAGGAAGAAGAGGCAAAAAUGCUCAGUGUGGGGGCUGACUAACACAAUUAACUCCCCUAGGGAAAAACCCCCCCCACUCACCCACCCGGGAUGACUAGGAGAGGGUAGCUUCUGCUUCUUGAUCUCUCUGUUCGACGGCAACGCAUACCGGUAUGCCGUCUCCAGUCCAGGCCAGCAGAAAUAAUAAGAAAAAAGAAAAAGAGUUCAUUCAACCUCCUUCGGCUCUGGCGUCACGAUAGCAUCCACCAUGAGCAAUACCAUACACACUCCGUCGCCCUCGGAAUCUUCGUCUCCCUAUACGACUGCGGCCGGCGCAAAAGACAACGCCUCUCGCCUUCGCGAGAACCAGCGUCGUAGUAGGGCUCGCAAGAAGGAGUACCUGGCGUCCCUUGAGGCGCGUUUUCAGGCCUGCCAGAGAGCGGGAGUAGAGGCAAACGUUGAGAUACAGAAUGCGGCCAAGAGAGUUGUUCGCGAGAACUUGCUGCUACGAGAGAUGCUGCGAAACAGAGGCGUUGGGGACAGUGAGAUUGAUCGGGUCAUCAGAGAGGGCGGGGAGGAGAGCGUUGAUGGGGAAUCGGCAGUCGAUGGAGUUUUGAAGGUUCUCGGACGAAGGCCAUGUGGUGGGGACCCGCUUCCCGCGGUAAAGCUAGGGGAUGAAAGAUUCAAUGAGAGAAGGAAUUCUACGGGAAUGUUGGCCGCGAGAGAUGCUGGUGACAGGGUAGCACGCGGCAAUGAGACUUCAUGUCCACCGGCGACGGGCUCUGGGACGUGUGCUUCCGCAAAGGUGAGAGGAGAGCGAAGAGCGAAAGGGAAGGGGAAAAAAGGCUUUUUUUCUUCCCCUUCUGAUUCAGAAUAUUUCCUUUCUCACCAACUGGCUCAAUCACAUUCUCACUCCGAAUCACUCUAUUCCCCAUCCCUCUUACCACUCUUGACCUACUUUGGACAAUAUACCAUUCACCCUCAGUUGACCAAUUUUUACGAUCGAGAAAAAGGGAGAAUUAUGGGCUAACUCAAACGCACCUGUGGUAGUGUUCAUCCCAACUUCCUCUAUCCCCGCCGUCACCCGUAUUACAACUCUCAACGCACCGCCCACCCCCGCCUCUGCCCGCAUUCACCCCGCAGCACUACCCGUCACCUAGCGGAACACCCACAUCCGCCGUUCCCACCUAUGCGCUACCAGUCUCCGCGCCGCAAUUAAAUCCUUACUACACAUUCUCUUCGCCGCCCCCUUCUUCCUCACAAUCAUACACCGUUACCUCCCCGACGUACCCUCCCGCCAAUGCCGCAGCCGCUGGUUACCAGCAAUUCUACCCGGCUCCACCACAGAAUGCUUCCCCGCAAUCAUCAUCAAGCUGCUGUUACCCACCACAGCAGCAGCAACUGCUGCAACAACAACAACAACAGCAGCAGCAGCAGCAGUACCAGAAUUCAUGUAGUGCCUCGACGACACCCUGCCAUCUCACGCAGACAUUCAUACACCAAUUACACCCUCAGAACAGCGGCCAUCUGGUCAACGAGAUAUCUCCACCUGACGCCAUGAGCAGCGGGAAUUGCCCUGUUGAAAACAGCGUUCUUUAUAAUUUGCUUGACAAGAUCUAAUAUUCUCAUUCUUUUUUUUUUUUUUGUUGCCACGUUGGAGACAGAAAAUAUGCGUAUUGAUAUAUAAGGGUCUUUUUUGUGCGCUAAUUUCGAGAUUGGUGGAGGCGUAUGGUUAGGUGGAUAUUGGAGGAUAUGGGUAUAUGGGGAGGAGGGGGUGAAUGGGUAGGUAUAGGUAGGUUCUUAUUAUGGAAAACAGGUUUGUAUCAUUAUUAUCCUUUUUUUUUUUUGCGCUGGGUUGCUUUUACGUUGGCUGGGAGUGGUAUAUGGAUUGCCCGGGGGGAUCGGGGGAUUUGGGUAUAUUGGUGCUAUUUAAACUGUAAAAGUUGGUCUGUUCGUACAUAAUUUCUU